Molecule: messenger RNA, 1245 nt
Organism: Lactuca sativa (garden lettuce)
Lineage: Eukaryota; Viridiplantae; Streptophyta; Magnoliopsida; Asterales; Asteraceae
Biological process (GO): proteolysis
Molecular function (GO): aspartic-type endopeptidase activity
Source: RefSeq, a predicted model, not a curated record
AUGUCGAAAGCUCAGAAAGCUCUAUUUAUGAAUCAACAAGCCUCCAUUCUCAACACUGAAAAACAGCUGGGCCAAAUUGCACUUCAAAUAAAUAAGAGACGACCGGGUGGACUUCCUAGUAAUACCGAAAAUAAUCUGAAAGGCGCACAUAUAAACAUCAUGACAACUCGGAGUGGGAAGAUUAUUACUCCUCUGGCCCCUAUUCAGAAAGAAGAUCCUAAAUUGGUGCAAGAGGAAGAAGCAAAAACACAAGAAUCGAAAAAUCCCGACCCGACUCGCCGAGUCACAGACAUGGACUCGACGAGUCCACCACCUGAACAGAAAAAUAAACCUCCUGUUAAGCCAUAUCAGCCUCCACUUCCGUUUCCAAGUCGAUCCAUACAAGAUAAGCAUAAUAUUGAUUAUCAAAAGUUCCUGGAACAAAUAAAACACCUUCAAAUUAAUAUGUCAUUCAUCCAGGCGGUUGCACAAAUGCCUAAGUAUGCCAAAUUUUUAAAGGAGGUUCUUACAAAUAGAAAGAAGAUGGAAGAAGUGAAGAAGGUGGCUCUAAAUGAAAAUUAUUCAGUGGCCAUGUUGAACAAAUUACCUAAGAAGAAUGGUAACCUUGGUAGUUUGACCUUGCCUUGUAAAUUCGGGAAUUUAGCAACUAUCCAUGCGUUAGCUGAUUCGGGGGCGAGUGUCAACCUCAUGCCAUAUUUAUUCUUUAAGAAGUUAAACCUUCCCGAGCCAAGGCCAAUUCGAUUGGAAAUUCACUUAGCAAAUAAAAUGGUGAUAUUUCCGUGGGGAAUAUGCGAAGAACUAUUGGUGAAAGUUGAUAAGUUUGUGUUCCCCACGGACUUCGUAGUACUAGAUAUGGAAGCAGAUCUUCAAGUUCCCAUCAUUCUUGGAAGACCUGUCCUAAAUACCGCAAGUGCUAUAGUAGACAUGCAAGAUUCUAAACUUACCCUUUGGGUGGGAGACGAAUCAGUUACAUCUGGAGUUGAUCAAGCCAUGAAGCAUGCAAGAUAUAGUGAUGACACGACAUUUUUGGUUGAUAUGUUGGAAGAAUUAAUGGAAGACUGGGAAGAAAACAAGCCAAGUAAUUCGGCCACAGCCUUAGAUGAUGAUUUUGAUGCUGAAAGAGACCUGAUGGAGAUAGAGAGACUACUCGAAGAAGCUGAAUAUAAUGAGUUAAUCAAAGGUGCAGAAAACCCGACUCACCGAGUCGCAUUCACUGACUUGACGAGUUCAAUUGAUAAAUCAUGA